UAUAAUUGCGUCUUUGCUUCCUCCUUUACCUUUACGCGGCACAUAGAUUAUUCUCUCCAAGUGUGUUAAUUUCUCUUCUUCGUAAUCUAAUUUUGUUUUGUUACUGUUGAUUUGUGUCUUUCUGUUUCGUGGACUCUUUUUGACUCCCAUCAAUUUUAGGAUUCUUCUUCGUGUGUGGAUUUUGAUUUCUUCUUCUUCUCUGGUGGGUUUUGGAACUGUUAGGCUUUUGGGUAUUUUGUUGAAUUCCUUAGGGUUUUGUAGUAAGAUUUUGAUAAUUAUUGAAUCGUUUAGAACAAGAGUCAACUUUUUAAAGUCAUUUUAUAGAAUCUGAGUCUACUAGUCGUUGAAUAAAUAUUCUUAAAGAAAUGAUUUUUAUAAUCUUCUUCUCGUCGACUUUAUUUAUUAUUUAGAAUCUUGUAUUUGUUUUUAUAACCCAUAAUCUAGAAUUUGAUGAUUUUUCAGGUAUAAAGUUUUGUAAUUUACUUUUCAGGAGAAAAAAAUGGGUCAAGCUUUGGGUUGUAUUCAAGUUGAUCAGUCGAAUGUAGCAAUCAAAGAGACUUUUGGGAAAUUCGACGAAGUUCUUGAGCCGGGUUGUCACUGUUUGCCAUGGUGUUUGGGAAGUCAAGUCGCUGGUCACCUUUCUUUACGUGUUCAACAGCUCGAUGUUCGCUGCGAGACAAAGACUAAGGAUAAUGUGUUUGUCACGGUUGUUGCUUCCAUUCAAUACCGUGCCUUAGCGGAGAGUGCUCAAGAUGCUUUUUACAAGCUCAGCAACACGAGGAAUCAGAUUCAAGCUUAUGUCUUUGAUGUGAUCCGAGCAAGUGUACCUAAGCUGGAUCUAGACUCUACCUUUGAGCAAAAGAAUGACAUUGCAAAAACCGUUGAGACUGAGCUCGAAAAGGCUAUGUCGCAUUACGGGUAUGAGAUUGUUCAGACACUGAUUGUGGAUAUCGAGCCUGAUGUGCACGUCAAGAGGGCAAUGAAUGAGAUCAAUGCUGCUUCUAGAAUGAGAGAGGCAGCGAGUGAGAAAGCUGAGGCAGAGAAGAUUCUGCAGAUCAAGCGUGCUGAGGGAGAAGCUGAAUCGAAAUACCUUUCAGGUAUGGGUAUAGCCCGUCAGAGACAAGCCAUUGUGGACGGUCUGAGAAACAGCGUCCUCGCCUUCUCCGAGUCUGUUCCAGGAACAUCUUCCAAAGACGUGAUGGAUAUGGUUCUUGUGACUCAGUACUUUGACACAUUGAAGGAAAUUGGUGCUUCUUCGAAGUCAAACUCGGUGUUCAUACCGCACGGUCCAGGCGCUGUUAGGGACAUUGCUUCACAGAUCAGGGAUGGUCUUCUUCAGGGUAACUCUGCUGCUGAGUAGAGAAAUGUCUCAAAGUACAAAAAGGCUUUUUCAGAGUUUUAGAGUUGUGUUACUACUUGCUACUCAGUUUAUCUUUUAGCGGUUGGCUCUAUAUGGGUUCUUAAAUUUCUUAUCGUUUCUCUCUUCUAGGCUUGUGGACUUGAUCCAUUUUCUUGUUUUAUGGGUUUGUGGAUAGAGUUUGGGCUUGAAAAAUAUUUGUGUUAUUUUGGGUUUUAAUGUCGUUAACUCGUUAUUAAUGUUUAAACAGUGGUUAAAGAAUUUGUUAACGAGAAUCCUGAUUUUACUGAAUAACAACCAGAUUGUUAACAUUUAAUAAACAUUUCAAUUUAAUAAAAAG
This is a messenger RNA of Arabidopsis thaliana (thale cress), 1697 nucleotides long. RefSeq names its product SPFH/Band 7/PHB domain-containing membrane-associated protein family. Bases 500 to 1360 code for a protein of 286 amino acids. Gene Ontology annotation, biological process: response to fungus. Gene Ontology annotation, cellular component: plasma membrane. NCBI's taxonomy places the organism in Eukaryota, Viridiplantae, Streptophyta, Magnoliopsida, Brassicales, Brassicaceae. The transcript is spliced from 5 exons. The record is from RefSeq and is marked reviewed.